Molecule: messenger RNA, 1110 nt
Organism: Mucor velutinosus
Lineage: Eukaryota; Fungi; Mucoromycota; Mucoromycetes; Mucorales; Mucoraceae
Exons: 5
Coding region: 1-1110 (369 amino acids)
Biological process (GO): triglyceride biosynthetic process
Cellular component (GO): endoplasmic reticulum membrane
Molecular function (GO): diacylglycerol O-acyltransferase activity
Source: RefSeq, a predicted model, not a curated record
AUGAAAAAAUCGGUCAACAAGGAAAACACAGAUACAAAAUCGGAUAGAAGGAUUGUUUUGCCAGAUAUCAAAAAGGUAUCUGAAGUGAUUCCCAAUGUGCCCGAGGUGCAUUGGGCUCCUUUGACAGGUAUCCCGUUUGAAAGAAGAAUUCAAAUGGCUGUUGUCUUGAUGUGGAUCUUUCUCUUGGGCAACUGCCUUACUCUCUUUUGCUGCUCUCUGUUUCUUCCGUUCUUAUGGCCUUUGCAUAUCGCUUACAUUAUUUAUCUUUAUCGCGAUCAAUCGGCAGAAAAUGGUGGUCGUCGCUCAGAAUGGUUCCGUCGCUUGCCUAUCUGGAAUUACUAUGCUGGUUAUUUUCCUGCCAAGUUGGUCAAGGAGCAAGACCUUGAUCCCAAAAAGAACUAUGUCUUUGGGUCGCAUCCACACGGCAUCAUCAGUAUCAGUAGUUUUGCUAGUUUUGCUACAGAAGCUACAGGCUUCUCUCAACUCUUCCCUGGCAUCAUUCCCUCCCUACUGACUUUGACAACCAACUUCAAGUUUCCCAUCUAUCGCGACAUCAUUCUUGCGUUGGGCAUUGCAUCUGUUUCACGCCACUCUUGUGAAAAGAUUCUAUCGUCUGGUCCUGGCCGCUCAAUUGUCAUUGUCAUUGGAGGCGCAUCUGAAUCACUAAGUGCUCGUCCAGGCAUCGCUGAUCUCGUAUUAAAAAAGAGAUUGGGUUUCAUCCGUAUUGCGAUUCGACAUGGAGCUGACUUAGUGCCCGUGUUUUCAUUUGGUGAGAAUGAGUUGUAUGAACAAGUCGAUAAUUCAACAGGCAGUUGGCUUUGGAAGGCACAGAAAAAGAUGCAACAAGCGCUUGGAUUCACUAUGCCAUUAUUUCAUGCGCGUGGUAUUUUCAACUAUAAUGUCGGUUUGAUCCCUUACAGACAUCCCAUCGUUACUGUUGUUGGAAAGCCUAUUCCAGUACCUAAAUUGAAACCAGGUCAAACGGAGCCUACACAGGAACAGUUGUUGGAAACACAAGCAUUGUAUAUUCAAGAGUUGGAAUCCAUUUACAACAAGUACAAGGAUGUGUAUGCAAAGGAUCGAAAGCAAGAUUUGCGCAUUGUUAGCUAG